Messenger RNA from Frankliniella occidentalis (western flower thrips), 1228 nucleotides. Its product is annotated as cytochrome P450 CYP12A2. The record is from RefSeq and is a predicted model, not a curated record. Lineage: Eukaryota; Metazoa; Arthropoda; Insecta; Thysanoptera; Thripidae. Gene Ontology annotation, molecular function: oxidoreductase activity, acting on paired donors, with incorporation or reduction of molecular oxygen; heme binding; iron ion binding.
CUGACUAGUGCCGCGGUGACCUGGAGGGGGGCGGUGUUGUUGUCGCGUCGGAGAGAGGCACAGGCCGCGUUACAGCGGAUGUUUUCGCUGAAAAAGUGGCGGUGACUAAAUAAGUAGGCACCUGCGCAAUUGAUUUAACUUCUGGGAAACAACGCUAUCUUACUCAGGACGACCACCUACGACAUCACGAUGACGAUGAUGUUGCGGCGAGUUCCCCAGUACCUCUGCCAGGUGCACAGGAUUCAGUUGUUGCUUGAAAUAGGUUCCACUUCGUUUGAGAUCCACUGCACACGCUGAUGCAGAGUAUGCUGCGGAACCUGCCGACAAGCCGGCCGACUGGGACCUCGCCAAACCCUACAGCGCCAUUCCUGGGCCAAAAAGCAAUCGCUUCGUCGGAUCCCUCAUGAGUUUCUUGCCUACUGGAGCAUUCUUCAAAGUAAAAAUAGAAGACGUUUUGGACACAGUUGCAGCCCACGGUCCAGUAGCAAAAAUGACUGGCAUUUGGGGGCGACCGGAUGUUAUACUUCUCAGUGACCCAAAAGAAAUAGAAAUAGCACUGAGGAGCGAAGGUGCCUGGCCAAUACGCGCAGGGGCAGAUUCGCUGCUAUACUACUUCAAAAAUCGAAGGAAGGGACUGCCAAUGAGUCUUGUGUCAUCUCAAGGAAAGGAAUGGCAAGAAUUUCGAACAGCCGUAAAUCAGGUGAUGCUGCAGCCAAGAAAUAUAAAGCAAUAUGUCGAGCCAAUCGACAGGGUGACCCAGGAAAUAAUUGACAGAAUGAGGCGGAUUCGUGAACAAAACUCACUAAUGCCAGCUAAUUUUUCAGAUGAGCUAGCAAAAUGGGCGCUUGAAUUUGUUUGUGCAGCAAUCACCCUUGUCGCUCUGGAUACGAAACUAGGGUGUAUCAGCGAUAACCCAAACCCGGAUGGCGCGAAAAUGGUAGAAUAUGCGCACACUGUCUUUGACUCUGUGUACAAACUCGACGUCUUGCCAUCACCGUGGAAAUAUGUAUCAACGCCCACUUACAGAAGAUUUACAAAGGCAAUGGAUGGUAUUACAGAGAUAUCAUCAAAAUACGUCAAAGCAACCAUGGAAAGGCUGAAAAAUGUCCCGAAAACGGAAUUAAAAGAUCGGAGCUAUAGUGUUCUCGAAACUCUAUUGGUAAAGACGGAGGAUCCAGACAGAGCUGUUGCAAUGGCACUAGAUAUGAUACUCGGAGGUAUUGACGCA